CCAGUACGAACUAUCACCCUCACUACGCGACUCUUGACCCACUUCACCUGAACAGGACGUGCAGGAUGGCCAUAUAAUUCUAAUAGUUUGUCUGGCUCGAUAGAGUUUAUACAGACUGGUCCUUGGUGAUCUUUCAUCUCACUUUCCUACCUGCCGCUUCCGGCCUCCGUUUACAUUCCACGAUCUCCCGCAACUCACCACCUAGUUCCUCGUCGAGAUCGGCAGCUCAUCCUCGUCUCAGACCUGCUCCUAACCGGUCCUCCUGGACGUGAAUCGUUACUGAUGGGCGCUGCCUGCUGAUGAGUUUCUUUCCGCGGUGCUCACAACGACAACAAUAUCGCGUUCACAUCCCCGCGCGCCACCAUGGCGCUUUCCACAGGCCAUGUGGCCAGCCAACUGAGGCACCUCAUUUAUUAUCACCUGGAUAACAAUCUCAUCCGAAAUGCCCUUUUUCUCGCUGGUCGCCUUCUUGCAUACGAACCUCGAUCCUUCGAAGCUCAAUACCUGAUCUCUCUCUGCCACCUACAUAAUGGAGAAGUUAAGGCCGCGAUGGAGUGUAGCCAGAGCACAGGAUCGCGUGGCCUGCAUGUUGGCUGUUCUUAUGUUUUCGCACAGGCCUGUUUGGACUUGGGCAAAUACCUGGAUGGCAUCACCGCCUUGGAGCGUAGCAAGUCGCUCUGGGCAUCCAAGAAUCACUGGAACAAGCACAGUGAAACCUCUCGACAACACCUACCGGACGCAGCAGCAGUGUACUGCCUGCUUGGAAAGUUAUGGCAAGCUCACAAGGACCUGAACAAGGCAGUGGACUGCUAUGUUGAUUCACUGAAAUUGAAUCCAUUCAUGUGGGAUGCUUUCCUCGGGCUUUGCUCGACUGGCGUCAAUAUCCGAGUCCCUAAUAUCUACCAACUCAGCCCGGAACUCCUCUCCAUCAUAUCUGCCUCCCCAGAUGAUCUGGAUUCUGUACCCGGGAUCUUUCCGCCAAACGAAGGACCUUUCCCUGCACAAACCACCGGAUAUCCCGGAGGUGAUCCAUUCAUGGUCUCUGCUGCACGUGGCGACACAGAUUCGACCUACGGAAGCUCAGCCCUCUGGGAGAAAUUCAACGGCAGCACCGUCAGUGUUGCUUCAGUAGCGGCACCGGUGAUUCACGAGGGAUUGGAGACACCCAGCGGGCAAAGCAGUAGUUCGGAAGAGUUCCGCAUCGCGAACGGCGUCACAGACCCAGACUCCGCAUGGGAGCCACCUUUGGCACCUGCAAGGAAGAAUCGCACAAUCCAGUCCAUGAGCGUGGAUCAAACGGGUCAACCCCCUCCUAAGAUGCGACCAAGUGGAUAUCGGCCUCGGCCUCGAACCCGAACAGAACCGGAGGAACCUCCCCUUGCUCCAAACGACAGAGAGCCUCCACCCGCCCCGCGCUUCGGUGAUCGCAAACGCACCGUGUCUGGCCAAGUUGCCCACCCCAUUCCUCCUCAGCCGACCGAGCCUGGUGCCCCCCAGCGUCGCAGUGUCAGACUCUUCAAUCAGAUCAAACCCACCACCAGUAAGCUUUCCUCUUCUGCACUCACCGGCCGGGAUGGCCGUGAAGUGAAGAAAGUACGAAGUGUCCACGCCAAGGGACGUCUUGCCACAACGUCCACUGUGGGCCGGGUGGUGAGCGGCAACCGCAAACCUAUCGAAUCCUUCGACAAUGAUGGCAAGGAACCCCGUGCUACAUCCAUCCCCUCUACUUCCGGUGUUCCUCCUCUUCCUAGAAAUGCCGAGAGAUCCAAAGAGCUUGAAGCCUUAAAUUGGCUUUUGGGGCUGUUUACGAAACUUGCCUCUGGGUACAGCGCAUUAAGUCGGUACAGAUGCCCCGAGGCUGUACAGCAUUUCAAUUCUCUUUCACAGGGUCAACGAGAGACCCCGUGGGUCCUGGCCCAGCUUGGUCGAGCCCACUUUGAACAGGCGAUGUACGCAGAGGCUGCCCAAUACUUUUCCCGUGUCCAAACCCUGGCGCCCUCGCGAGUCGAAGACAUGGAGAUCUACUCGACCGUCCUUUGGCACCUCAAAAAUGACGUGGAAUUGGCAUAUUUGGCACACCAACUACUCGAGACUGACCGAUUGUCGCCCCAGGCUUGGUGUGCUAUCGGCAACUCUUUCUCCCACCAGCGCGACCAUGACCAGGCUUUGAAAUGCUUCAAGCGCGCCACCAUGCUGGACCCCGAAUUUGCUUAUGCCUUUACCCUCCAAGGUCAUGAGUACGUUGCCAACGAAGAAUACGACAAUGCUCUCGAUGCCUAUCGUCACGGUAUCAACGCCGAGAACCGCCACUACAAUGCCUGGUACGGCCUGGGCACAGUUUACGAUAGAAUGGGCAAGCUGGACUUUGCCGAGCAACAUUUCCGCAAUGCAGCCAGCAUUAACCCGACGAAUGCCGUCCUCACUUGCUGCAUUGGCUUGGUCCUGGAGAAGAUGGAUAACCCAAAGCACGCUUUGAGUUACUACGAGCGUGCCUGCUCAUUGGCACCUCACUCGGUGCUGGCUCGUUAUCGCAAGGCCCGUGUCUUGAUGAAACUCCAUGAUUUCAAGUUUGCCUUGGCAGAGCUAAAGGUCUUGAAGGACAUGGCACCCGACGAGGCUAAUGUACACUACCUACUGGGUAAACUGUACAAGGUUCUUCACGACAAGGCUAAUGCCAUCAAGCAUUUCACGGCCGCUUUGAACUUGGAUCCAAAGGCUGCACAAUACAUCAAAGAUGCGAUGGAGUCCUUGGAUGACGACGAAAUGGAAGAUGAUGGCAUGGCAUGAUAGAUCUGUGAUGCUUCCCAGGUCUCCUUUCUUUUCCCCUUUUCAAAACAUCUUGAUCAUGCGCGAGCUGGGGGGGAUCCUGUCUUACGAUAUGAGCUUGGCGUUCCAGGGUCAUUUCUUUCUGUUAUUCUGCACAGCAUCACUUGGGAGUUGUUCUUUGCUUUUCUCCAGGUCUAACUACCCGAGACAUCUGGCACCUCAUUCAAGCAUCCUGCAUCAGGCAUGGUGUUUUGUACAUUAAUGUAUGACGAUUGUUGAGUAUUCAUGACGAUGAAUUGAUGGUGCAUAGCACGAUUCAUUAUUAUCAUUCAGUGGUCCAUGUUAUUUUCCGAGUAGACGUAUAAUUUUGU
Penicillium brasilianum is the source of this 3137-nucleotide messenger RNA. Lineage: Eukaryota; Fungi; Ascomycota; Eurotiomycetes; Eurotiales; Aspergillaceae. The record is from the annotation of a GenBank genome assembly.